Mycosarcoma maydis (corn smut) is the source of this 2328-nucleotide messenger RNA. RefSeq names its product pantothenate kinase. NCBI's taxonomy places the organism in Eukaryota, Fungi, Basidiomycota, Ustilaginomycetes, Ustilaginales. Gene Ontology annotation, biological process: coenzyme A biosynthetic process. The record is from RefSeq and is a predicted model, not a curated record. The transcript has a single exon. Gene Ontology annotation, cellular component: cytosol; nucleus. The coding region runs from base 1 to 2328 and encodes 775 amino acids. Gene Ontology annotation, molecular function: pantothenate kinase activity; ATP binding.
AUGAACAGCAACCAACCUUUCCCUGCUCCUCCGGUCGAAAUCUUUGUCGACACACGAGGAGCAAAGAUCAUGGAGGAUGGCGCUUCCAGCCCGGAUCAGAGAGAUAGCCGCGAUAUCUACCUUCCCAACCACAUCGAGGCUGUUUCUCACAUCGCCGUUGAUGUCGGAGGCUCUCUAGCAAAAGUUGUCUACUUUACUCGCUCACUUACCACCGACUCCAUGCCGUCGUCACCGACAGUCGGCUCGCCAGCCAGUCCCAUCGCGCCUCUGCCUGCUCUUGCGGGAUCCCCUUUGACACCCAACACGCUCUCGCCCAAACCCAGUACGUCCAGUUUUCGCUCGCGGCAGCCCUCCGCCAACGGUGUGACUCCGAGCGGCUUCCGCACACCUCCCUCGCAGCUCGAUUAUCCGAUCGCUUCCGGCACCUUGACACCAACGGCCAUUCUUGGCUCUCCACAAAUCACCUCGGCCUCCGCUUCUGCUAUUCACUCGACACUUCUCAAACGCCGCUCUCUUCCCGCGGCACUACCAGGUGGCAGACUCAACUUUAUCAAGUUCGAGACCAGCAACAUUGACAAUUGCAUCUCUUUUCUACGUGAACUCAUCGAGCGCUCAGCUGCUGCCAAUGGCGUCUCGAUCCAAGACAUGCGCAAGGGCGUCAAGCUCAUGGCAACAGGCGGUGGUGCCCACCUCAUGUACGACCUCUUUGAGCAAGAGCUUGGCAUCGAAGUCAACAAAGAAGACGAAAUGGGUUGUUUAAUCACCGGCCUUAACUUUAUCACCCUCAUUCCAGACGAAGUCUUUUGGUACUCCGACGAGCUCGUAGCAGCCUUGCAUUCGCCUCUACCCCAAAACCCAGAGGCCAGAGCAGACGCACAGGCCUUGCGGUCAUCCGUACCUUUGCAACAUCCACUGCCUCGCCCUUCGCCCAACCCACCCCUUUAUGCACCUGUAUUUGACUCGCAUCCGUCUCCAAAGCUGCCCUGUCUGCUCGUCAAUAUUGGCUCAGGUGUCUCGAUUAUCAAAGUCGACGACUUUGGCAAGUUUGAGCGAGUCUCGGGCACUUCGCUCGGCGGUGGUACAUUGUGGGGUCUCCUCUCUUUGCUGACGGAUGCAGAAAGCUUUGACGAGAUGCUCGAACUCUCGGAGCAAGGAGAUAACGCAAACGUCGACAUGCUCGUCGGUGACAUCUAUGGCUCCAUCGGCCUCAACCAUCUCGGUCUCAAGAGCUCCACCAUCGCCUCCUCCUUCGGAAAAGUCUUCCGCAAAGAUCCCAGCUCUUCUGCUCCUCGCAAUGCCGAGGAACGACGCAAAAAGUUCCGUUCCGAAGACAUCUGCAAAUCGCUCCUCUACGCUAUCUCGAACAACAUUGGUCAGAUUGCAUACAUGAACGCCGAAAAGUACAACCUCGACCGCAUUUACUUUGGAGGGUGUUUCAUCCGUGGCCACCAGGCUACCAUCAGCACUCUGUCGUACGCCAUUCGCUUCUGGAGCAAAGGAAGCAAGCGUGCCUUUUUCUUACGCCAUGAAGGUUACCUUGGCGCCAUUGGCGCAUGGAUCAAACACGUUUCGCAAGAUCCGAAUGCGUCGGCCUCGAAUUUGCGUACAGCGGCCCAAGCCAUGGGUGCGUCUCUCCCGGGCACCGGAGCAGCAGGCAAAUCAACACCAUCCGUGCCAUCCGGAUUAGGGUCUUUUGUCUCUCCAGCCUCGUCAUCGGACGAGCCAGUCAAUUGGGCACAGAUCCAAAAGGAAGCACUUCUUCCGCCGGUGCUCAAUGGAGAUGGCUUGCCCGAGCCAGCUAGAGCUGGCUCCUCAGCAUUGCUGCCCAACCCGCAAGUGGCACGUCUGCAGCGAGCCGAAACGUCAGAGGUAGACAGCAAGACGCCAACACAAGAAUCGACUCGUCUUGACAAGCAGUUGGGCUCGCAGCAAUCAGAUCUCGACUUUCUGAAUGGUCUCAUGUCACAACAGAGUCAGACGUCCCAGCCGCCUGCUUCUCUGCCGCAGGCACAACAAGCGAACGGCGCGGUAGAAGACGAGUCAGACGAUGAAGACCUAAUCGCAGGCAAGGAUGAGGCAGCACAGCUCAACGAGAUCCUCACAUCUCUCAAAUCCCUUCAGAUACCCACAAGCAACGGCUCCGACCCCGCUGCAGCACAGGCUGAGCACGACGAGAUUUUGAGUUUGCUCGCCAACUUGGAACACACCGAGCACGUGGUGGGUGGAUUGGAAGGCAAGCUUGAUAACCUUCUAUCGUCGCUUGAUACGCUGAUUGCGAAUCAGGAGGCUCAAGAGCUCGCUCAGCAGGCUGUGAGGCGUGCAUCUUAG